AUGCCUCCUAAGAAGCCCGACCAGGCCAAGAAGAAGAAGGCCACUGUCGAAGACAAGACCUUUGGUAUGAAAAAUAAAAAAGGUGGAAGCGCCAAGAAACAGAUCGCACAAUUGCAGGCUCAAGCCGCCUCCAGCAAAAACGCCGAUGAAAAACGAAAGGAAGCCGAAAAGCUUCGUCGGGAGGCUGAGAAGAAGGCCUCUGAGCAAGCGAGGAAGGAGGCCGCCGAACUCUUUAAGCCCGUGCAGGUUCAGAAGGUUCCCUUCGGGGUGGAUCCCAAGACUGUCCUGUGCGUGUUCUUCAAGCAAGGGAACUGUGAAAAGGGCAAAAAGUGCAAGUUCAGUCACGAUCUGAAUGUCGAGCGGAAGUCAGCCAAGAAAGAUCUUUACACGGAUUCUCGAGAUUCGAAGGCCGCAGAGGAGGAGGCCAAGAAGGGCGAUACGAUAGACCAGUGGGAUGAAGAAAAACUGCGCAAUGUUAUCCUCAGCAAGCACGGCAACCCCCGGACGACCACGGAUAAGGUCUGCAAGUUCUUUAUCGAUGCAGUCGAGAAUCAGAAGUACGGUUGGUUCUGGGUCUGUCCUAAUGGAGGUGACAAGUGCAUGUACAAGCAUAGUUUGCCGCCAGGUUUCGUUCUCAAGACGAAGGAACAGAAGGCAGCGGAGAAGGCCCUCAUGGACAAGUCCCCGCUCAACAGCCUGACUUUGGAGGACUGGCUCGAAUCCGAACGACACAAGCUCACCGGUGAACUUACCCCUGUCACGCCCGAGACGUUCGCCAAGUGGAAGAAGGAGCGUCUCGACAAGAAGGCCGCCGAAGAACAAGCUCAGAAGGCCAAGGAGGCUACUGGAAGAUCGCUGUUUGAGAGCGGGAACUGGCGGGCUGAGGACAGUGAGGCUGAGGACGAGGAUGAGGAUGAUGAAACCUGGAACCUUGCUGCCCUACGGAGGGAGACUGAGAGAAUCCGGGAGCGGAAGGAGGAGGAGCGUCUGGCGAGGCUGCAUGGUGAGCCUGUGCCGGUUGUUAAUGGCGAUAAUGUCGAGGCGGAAGAGGGGAAGACGGAGAGUGAGGGUGCUGGCGAAGACUGA
Aspergillus ochraceoroseus IBT 24754 is the source of this 1086-nucleotide messenger RNA. RefSeq names its product translation machinery-associated protein TMA46. The coding region runs from base 1 to 1086 and encodes 361 amino acids. Gene Ontology annotation, cellular component: cytosol. Gene Ontology annotation, molecular function: mRNA binding; metal ion binding. Gene Ontology annotation, biological process: cytoplasmic translation. Lineage: Eukaryota; Fungi; Ascomycota; Eurotiomycetes; Eurotiales; Aspergillaceae. The record is from RefSeq and is a predicted model, not a curated record. The transcript has 4 exons.